AUGGGGCUCUUUGACAGAGGUGUUCAGAUGCUUUUAACCACCGUUGGUGCUUUCGCUGCCUUCAGCCUCAUGACCAUAGCUGUGGGGACCGAUUACUGGCUCUACUCCAGAGGGGUUUGCAAGAUGAAAGGUACCGGCGAGAAUGAAACCAGCAAAAAGAACGAGGAAGUCAUGACCCAUUCUGGAUUAUGGAGAACCUGCUGCCUGGAAGGGAAUUUUAAAGGUCUGUGUAAGCAAAUCGAUCACUUCCUCGAGGACACGGAGUAUGAAGCUGACACAGCAGAAUAUUUCCUCCGGGCUGUGAGGGCCUCUAGUAUUUUCCCGAUCCUGAGUGUGAUUCUGCUUUUCAUGGGUGGACUCUGCAUUGCAGCCAGCGAGUUCUACAAAACCCGACAUAACAUCAUCCUUAGUGCCGGCAUCUUCUUCGUGUCUGCAGGUCUGAGUAAUAUAAUUGGCAUCAUUGUGUACAUAUCAGCCAAUGCUGGAGACCCUUCAAAAAGCGACUCCAAGAAGAACAGUUAUUCUUAUGGCUGGUCCUUCUACUUUGGGGCCCUGUCCUUCAUUAUAGCCGAGAUGGUGGGAGUGCUGGCCGUACACAUGUUUAUUGACCGGCACAAACAGCUGCGUGCCAGUGCUCAUGCCACGGACUACCUCCAGUCCUCUGCCAUCACCCGCAUACCAAGCUACCGCUACCGCUAUCAGAGACGCAGUCGCUCCAGUUCCCGUUCCACUGAGCCUUCACACUCCAGGGAUGCCUCUCCUGUCGGGAUCAAAGGGUUCAACACCCUCCCAUCAACGGAGAUCUCGAUGUAUACCUUGACCAGGGACCCCCUGAAGGCUGCCACCACUCCCACCGCCACCUACAAUUCAGACAGGGAUAACAGCUUCCUCCAGGUUCACAAUUGUAUCCAGAAAGAAAACAAGGACUCUAUCCACACUAACACAGCCAACCGCCGGACCACCCCUGUAUGA
This is a messenger RNA of Gekko japonicus, 972 nucleotides long. RefSeq names its product calcium channel, voltage-dependent, gamma subunit 2 (gene CACNG2). The record is from RefSeq and is a predicted model, not a curated record. The transcript is spliced from 4 exons. NCBI's taxonomy places the organism in Eukaryota, Metazoa, Chordata, Lepidosauria, Squamata, Gekkonidae. Gene Ontology annotation, biological process: transmission of nerve impulse; regulation of AMPA receptor activity; calcium ion transmembrane transport. Bases 1 to 972 code for a protein of 323 amino acids. Gene Ontology annotation, molecular function: channel regulator activity; voltage-gated calcium channel activity. Gene Ontology annotation, cellular component: voltage-gated calcium channel complex; postsynaptic density membrane; AMPA glutamate receptor complex.